Girardinichthys multiradiatus is the source of this 3873-nucleotide messenger RNA. Its product is annotated as neuronal pentraxin-2-like. Lineage: Eukaryota; Metazoa; Chordata; Actinopteri; Cyprinodontiformes; Goodeidae. The record is from RefSeq and is a predicted model, not a curated record. The coding region runs from base 136 to 1620 and encodes 494 amino acids. The transcript has 6 exons.
AUCUGUCAUCUUCAGCACAUAUCUAAAGAGUUCGCAUAUAGUCAGUGAAAUGUACUGAAAGCAUCCAUGAUUUGGAUCCGCUGGGAUUCGGACGAUGACGCAGACUGAGGCUGAAUAACCGGAGCGCACGAAGUGAUGAACGGAAGCGCCAGUGCGCACCUCCCCUAUAAUAAUCUGCUGAGCGCCGUCGCUGUCUCUUCAGCACCGCUCACUGACAAUCCAGCGGACCGGAGAGGAAAGAUGGGCACAGCUGAGUUAUCUGCGACCCUGAUGCUGGCUUCAGUUUUGGGACUUUUAUACCUGGUCAGCGGACGCACGGUGAGAAGCCAAGAUGUAACAAGUAGCCGAUUUGUGUGUAAUGCCAUCCCCCCGGGCGCAGAGCCCGGCUGCGGGUAUGGCCCCACAGGGAACCGCGUUCAGAGUAGCAGCCCCGUGGAGGACGAGCUACGCAACACCAUCAUCCAGCUUCGGGAAACUAUUCUGCAGCAGAUGGAGACAAUCGUGAGCCAACAGGGAACCAUAAAAGAGCUCAACUCGAAGCUGGCGCGCUGCGAGGCGGCAGCCGAUGAUAUGGCGCAGGGAAAGUCCCGGGGUCAGGGCUCCAGACGCAAGGAGUACGGCAAGAACACAAUGGGAGACCUGCCCCGGGACCCCACUGAGACUAUAGACCAACUGGGCAAAACCAUGCAGACCCUGAAGGGUCGGCUGGAGAAUUUAGAGCAGCAAAGCCUGCGCCUCCCCAGCACAAACUCAUCAGCUGGAGGAGCCUCGGCCCUGACUCCCCUGCCACAGGAGCUCCGUGAGCUCCUGCGCCAGCGUCUGGGGGCGCUGGAAACCCAGCUCCUUCAGAAAGUGGCUGAGCUGGAGGAGGAGAAGAGCCAACUCUACAAUGAAACUGCGGCCCACCGCCAACGCACCGAGAGCGCUCUUAACUCCCUCAUGGAGAGGAUCACAGAGCUUGAGAAAAGUAAUAAUGCCUUUAAGUCUCCAGAGGACUUCAAGGUGUCCCUCCCUCUUCGUACCAACUAUCUAUACGGACGCAUCAAGAAGAGCCUCCCAGAGAUGUACGCCUUCACUGUUUGCAUGUGGCUUAAGUCAAGCGCCAGUCCAGGCAUAGGAACCCCUUUCUCUUAUGGCGUGCCCGGCCAGGCCAAUGAGAUAGUCCUCAUUGAAUGGGGCAACAACCCUAUCGAGUUACUGGUCAAUGACAAGGUGGCCCAGCUCCCUCUGUCUGUGAGCGAUGGUCGCUGGCACCACAUCUGCAUCACCUGGACGACCAGAGACGGCUUUUGGGAGGCUUAUCAGGAUGGCGAGCGGCUCGGCACUGGAGACAACCUAGCCCCCUGGCACCCAAUUAAACCUGGAGGGGUGAUCAUCCUGGGACAGGAACAGGACAUCGUGGGAGGGCGGUUUGAUGCAACCCAAGCCUUUGUUGGUGAGCUGAGCCAGUUCAACAUGUGGGACAGAGUACUACGACCUGUGGACAUCAUGGGUUUGGCAAACUGUUCGGCCUACAUGCCUGGGAACGUGGUUCCUUGGAUUGAUGCCAAUGUAGAAGUGUUUGGUGGUGCAAGUAAAGCUGCUCUUGAAAUAUGUGAAGACCGUGCUUUUGAUUCCUAAGGAACACAAUUUAAGGAGUCCUGUAUGGCCACAGAGAUCUGAAAGUUUAAUGUUUAGAUUUUUUGUCAAACCCUAAUGACAAGGGUAGCAUUGGACUAUCCACCAUGGUCUCUAAGGCUUGGUGUUUAUUGGGUUUAAAAGAUCACGUGUCUGUCAAGUUUCAACCCUGAAGACAUUCCAGGAGACUUCACAUUGGUUCUCCCUGCCGAGGCAGAGGCAGACACUGAAUGCUGUUUAAUUUGUCUGCUGCAAAGAUAUGCUGUUGUCUUGUUUUUUUAUUUUUCAUUCACAAGCUUACUUGUCUUUUGACGGCUCUUUGAGAACAUUUCAGAGUGGUUCUAUUCCUUAUUUUGACAACACUGCACCGCUUUCCUUGUUGAAUGUGAGCUCAAACACGCUUUGAUAUGCUGCAGAAAACUGUUGUGGAGCACCACAUGCUCUGAGCUUUUUGGCUGUUUGAAGAGCAAUGAGACGACGAAGUAAAUACCUAAAAUGAGGUAGAUGUUUAUGACUUUAAACCCCACUAUUGUCCAAAAUAAUAUGCAUGUGUCUGAGCAGUGCAUGCUUUCUGUCAACAUGCACAGUAAGUAUGCUGCAUCAAAACAGGUUGAUGCAGCGUGCUGCCAACAUUACGUAAGACCGUGUGUGUGUGUACGUUCCUGUGUUUAUGGCUUGUCUUGCUUGUAAAACAGACCAGAAGCUUAUGAGGGAGAGAGGGAGGACAUUUUGAUUCUGCAAAUCUAUGCUUAAUACCUCAUUGCCCUUUGAGCAGCUGCCAUGCUCCCAAACAACAUUCCGAACUGGCUGGCUCAGCCUGGGUUAACAGCAACGUUGGACAGCUGCGACGCCAGCUGACCACUCAGCGAGGACAGGGACUUGGUCUGACCCUCAAGGACAAUCCCUAACUCCUCGUAUUGGUUGUAAUUAUCCAUGUUUAUGAAUGAAUGUGCCUCUGAGUGGCCCUGGUCUCCUGGUGUUUCUGUAAGUGUGCCAUUAAGGAUAAAACACUGAAAUGUAGAGUCUGAGUCGGACAGAAGAAACACUCUAUAGACAUUAUGAAUGUUAUUAUUACAUGGAGCUUGGUCCUAAAUGUCUGGACAGGUAUAGAGGUUUUGAUCCAUUCAUAUAUAUUUUUAAAUGGUAUGGAGUGUAUUGAUGUAUUUUGCCAUUAAUAAGGAAUAAAACGAAUGGUUUUUCGGCUCAGUUUGUUGUUAAUGUUGAAAUGGGCAGUUUUAGGGACCCUUGUUUCAAUCUGUUCCCCAAUGAACCACAACUAACAUCACGAUAAAACUAGAGUUGCACCAGCCAAGCUUUUCAAUUUGUAGUUUUUAUUAGGUCUGACUCACCACUCCCCACUUUAACACAGAGAAGUGAUAAAAAUAAUACCCUGCAGGUGUUUUUGAUCAAGGUAAUAGUUGUGAAAAAUUUUUUAAAAUGAAGCAAUUCCUGCAUGAGGUAUUUGUGCAUCAAAAAAUAUAUGACUAGACUUAAUAUGAUUUGUUUUUUAAUUUAAAUUAAAAAAGGUGUGUUGAACCACAGACUGUUGAAUUAUGUUUUAUAGAGCAAAAUACUUGGUACUUAGUUUUGAUGCUUUCAUUUAAUAGUACAGGGCAUGUUUUAUUUAAAUACACAAGAAAAUCUGAUUUUCAGUAUUUGAAAUGCUGAACACCAGAGUUAAAGAAAAGAAAACUGGUUCAAUUCCGAUCUCUGGCCAAUCAUUAAGUGCAUCUCUGGAUAAAAAUCUAAGUUUUUUCCCUUGUAGCAGAGUAUGUGAUUAAAUAUUAAUAUUAAAGCUUUUACCUGAUUUAAAAGCAAAAAAAAAGUAAUGAUGCAGUAGCUCACUGGACAACACCAAAUGUUGAAAAAGUAAAUGAAUGAAGAUAUUAGGAUUCAACAUGUGACCACUAUGCUUGAAUGUUUCUAUUAGCAAUGUUUUAUUGUAAAACUAAGAAAUUUUUUUCCUGUUGAAAGUGUAUUUUCUUGUUCUCUCUGCACAUAAUUUCUUAGAAAAAAGCAAGAAAGCUACAAAUGCUCUGUUUGACUGGUGAAUGGCCUUUUGUGAGAACCAUAUGUGCUUUUUGUGCGAGUGGACACUCAGACUUUCUGUCAGCUUUUGUAGCACACUUUUAUGACAGCACAGAAAUACUCAAAAUGUGUUUGUCUUCAGCAAACCUUGACCACAUUAAGUUCUGCAACUGUCUGUCAUGAAAACUGAUGUAUUUUUACACCCAAUAAAAGAAUCAGCAAGUUCAA